GCUCCGCUGGGCUUGGCUCCAGCUCCGGGACCGAGCUAGAGAGCGAUCGAGCAAGCAAGCCUCCGGCCCCAAGGCGGCUGCGGCUGCGGCUCCUGGCACUCCGCACCCCGCUUUUUUGCUCCUUGCUCCUGGCCCAGCCGGCCACCCUCUCCCUCUCCACCAUGGCCCUGGCUGACAGCACACGUGGAUUACCCAACGGGGGCGGCGGCGGCGGGGGCUCCGGCUCUUCUCUCUCCUCCGCCGACCCCGCACUCUUCCCCGACAUCGUGGAGCUGAACGUUGGGGGCCAGGUCUACGUGACCCGGCGCUGCACCGUGGUGUCCGUGCCGGAGUCGCUCCUCUGGCGCAUGUUCACGCAGCAUCAGCCGCAGGAGCUGGCCCGGGACAGCAAGGGCCGCUUCUUUUUGGACCGAGACGGCUUCCUUUUCCGUUAUAUUCUGGAUUACCUGCGGGAUUUGCAACUCGUGCUGCCCGAUUACUUCCCCGAGCGCAGCAGGCUGCAACGCGAGGCCGAAUACUUCGAGCUCCCCGAGCUGGUGCGGCGUCUCGGGGCUGCACCCCAACAGCCCGGUUCGGGUCCCCCGCAUCUGCGGCGCGGGGGUGCUCAGGAAGGCGACGAGCCUUCUGCCACCGAAUCCGAGCCCCCCGAGGGCGCGUCCGUCGGGGUCCCGUCUCCCACGUUGGAGCUGGCGAGUCGGAGCCCGUCUGGGGGUGCGGCGGGGGUCCCCCUGCUCACGCCGUCCCAGUCGCUGGACGGCAGCCGGCGCUCGGGCUACAUCACCAUCGGCUACCGGGGUUCCUACACCAUCGGACGCGACGCGCAGGCCGAUGCCAAAUUCCGGAGAGUGGCGCGCAUCACCGUGUGCGGCAAGACGUCCCUGGCGAAGGAGGUUUUCGGGGAUACCCUGAACGAGAGCCGAGAUCCCGACCGGCCCCCCGAGCGCUACACGUCGCGCUAUUAUCUCAAGUUUAAUUUCCUAGAGCAAGCUUUCGACAAGCUGUCCGAAUCGGGCUUCCACAUGGUGGCUUGCAGCUCCACGGGCACCUGCGCCUUCGCCGGCAGCACCGACCAGAGCGAAGACAAGAUCUGGACCAGCUACACUGAGUACGUCUUCUGUAGGGAGUGAGCUCCAUCCUCCCCCCCCCCCCCAAAAAAAAAACCGGAGUCUCUCCAGCACCCGGUUUCCCCAUUUGCAAAACCCCCUUUCCCCAUUUUUUCCCCCACCGCCCGCUGCUCCUCUGCUCCUCAGCUGGGCCCGACCCCCGCGCGCUCCACAUCCCCGCACCCAGCUCUGAACCUCUAGCUGCCAGAUCCCUUGGAUCCCAAGAACCAAGAGAAUUCAGAGGCACCCACACAGUUUAGCCCACGCCCCGCACUCCCCCAAGCUAUCCCUACCCCCAACUCCCCAGCCUCCACCCCCCCUCCAGCGAUUAUCUUUCCGAAUGGAUGGAACAGGGGUGCUGGGUGGCCCCCCCGAGUGUAGCUGGGAAGGACUGACUUGUUUCCAACCAGAUUGGGCCCCUCCCUGGACUGGGUGCAACCCCGAGCCCCCCCCCUGGAGAUUCCUGAGCUGGCUGAGAGGUCAGCAUGGAUAAGACAAAUCUGGGGGGAGGGGAAAGAGCAUUGGAAAGUGCACGUCUUUGGGGGGCUGUUUGGAAAGGGAGGGAAGCUUCUAGAAGACUGCAUGGGCAGCCGGGCUCUGGACUUGGACGUCUGGAGCUCCUGGAGGCCAUGCCGUGAUUUCCAAGCGAGUCAAGUUUUUGCAAAGUUAACAGGUAGCCGGAGAAGAAUCCAGGGCCUGCUGCAAGAAAAGAACACGCCUUCGCCACCGCAGAAGCAAUUGUCUUGCAUCCCCUGC
Suncus etruscus (white-toothed pygmy shrew) is the source of this 1859-nucleotide messenger RNA. It is a transcript of the gene KCTD12, whose product is annotated as potassium channel tetramerization domain containing 12. The record is from RefSeq and is a predicted model, not a curated record. The transcript has a single exon. Gene Ontology annotation, cellular component: postsynaptic membrane; presynaptic membrane. Gene Ontology annotation, biological process: regulation of G protein-coupled receptor signaling pathway; protein homooligomerization. Lineage: Eukaryota; Metazoa; Chordata; Mammalia; Eulipotyphla; Soricidae. Bases 162 to 1127 code for a protein of 321 amino acids.